CAAACUCGCUGCCUUCUUCCCCCCCAGUGCUCUCUCCCUCCUUUCUCCCAGUGACUCCAAGCUGAGACCAACAGAUAGGAUGCUGUGCCUCAGCUCCCUGUCCACACUCCUCCUGCUUCUCCUCUGUCCCGCUCCACUGUCGGCCCAGGAGUUGCUCAUACGCCUCGCAGGCGUGGGCAGGCGCAGUGCAAAUGAGGGACGUGUGGAGGUGUUCUAUAAUGGAGCGUGGGGGACGGUGUGCGACGACGAGGUGGAUCUCAAUCUGGCCAAUGUGGUGUGCCGACAGCUGGGUUUUCAGCGCAGCUUUACCUGGGCGCACAGUGCCAAGUUUGGUGAAGGACAAGGUCUGAUCUGGUUGGACAAUGUGCGCUGCCAGGGCAAUGAGCUCUCUGUUGCAGAAUGUCGUUCCAAUGGGUGGGGAAUCAAUGACUGCACCCACGCUGAGGACCUUGGGGUCAUCUGCAGUCCAGAAAGGAGACCUGGCUUCUCCCCUGCCUCUGUGGACGAGUCCAGUCCAUCAUCCAGGCACCAGCCAAACCAACCAAGGCCGAGAAACCCACCUGUGUCCCCUCCAGCUCCACCCUCAGCAGCAGAACAAAUCUCCUCUUACGCAAGAGGCCAUGAGAUUGCCCUUCAUCGGAACCCAACUUCUUCCCGUCGCAGCAGCAUCUCGCCACAGGAAAACGGCCACGAGAUCCAGAUCUUGCGACGCAAUCGAGCCGGGUCCGGAGCGAGCCAGCAGAUGAACCCACAAGGGCACCAGCUGCCCUCCCGUCUGGCAAAUGGGGCAUCGUACAGGCAUAGGCAGGAGACAUCAAGGACCAGCCAGCAAGCAGUGAGACGGGAGGCGAAUCAGCAGCUCAGUGGGAACCAUGUUGAACCAGACGCUCUUUAUCCAGAGCCUAAUGAACAAUACACACAGGGAUCUUCGAGGGUUCACUUAGAGGAGGCCCGUCUACGGCCUGUGCUGUCCAGCAACAAUGGCGGUCUGGUGACAGAGGGAGUGCUGGAAGUGAAAAAUGCUGGGAGGUGGCGUCAUGUGUGCAACCAUGGAUGGGACCUGAGAAGCAGCCGCGUCGUCUGUGGCAUGUUAGGGUUCCCUGCUGCAGAAGCGUUUGACCAAGUCAGCUACAGGAAACUGUGGGACUCUAAGAUAGCCGACCCGUCCUCCAGGCUGCGGACACAGAUUGGUAAAAAGGGAUAUUGGGUGGAGAAAGUGCAGUGUCAGGGUGUGGAGGUGUCUCUGUCGCAGUGCCAGGCCCAGCUGUCCCUCCCCAGGACUGAUGUCCCGUGCAGCGGGGGCAUGCAUGCAGUGGUCCGCUGCGUCCCCGGGUACCAGUUCGCACGCUAUGGAAGAGCACCUGCACCACCUGCUGUAACGCCUGUUGUCCGCCUGAAGGCGGGGCCCCGUCUUGGGGAGGGUCGUGUCGAGGUGCUGAUAGAGGGCAAGUGGGGCACCAUGUGUGACCACCUGUGGGACGUGACUGCAGCCAGCGUGGUCUGUAGAGAGCUGGGCUUCGGGACAGCCAAAGAGGCCCUCAAAAAGGCUCAGCUGGGACAGGGUACUGGUCCCAUCCACAUGAACAGCGUCCAGUGCACGGGCAGAGAGAGGUCGAUUACAGAGUGCAUCUACAGACCGGUGCCGCUCUACAGCUGCAAACACAACCAGGAUGUAGCAAUCCGCUGCAACGUGCCCAACAUUGGCCUGCAGACCACGGUGCGCCUGGCGGGCGGCAGGGAGCCAUCAGAGGGCCGCGUGGAGGUGCUGAUGGAGAUCGGAGGAGUGAAGCGCUGGGGCUCCGUCUGCAGCGAGAACUGGGGCAUCAAUGAGGCCAUGGUGGUGUGUCGACAGCUCGGCCUGGGCUUUGCCUCAACAGCUCAUCAGGUAAACCAUAGAGUGCAAUAG
Molecule: messenger RNA, 1906 nt
Organism: Paralichthys olivaceus (Japanese flounder)
Lineage: Eukaryota; Metazoa; Chordata; Actinopteri; Pleuronectiformes; Paralichthyidae
Source: RefSeq, a predicted model, not a curated record